This is a messenger RNA of Aspergillus terreus NIH2624, 522 nucleotides long. RefSeq lists its product as uncharacterized. The transcript is spliced from 2 exons. NCBI's taxonomy places the organism in Eukaryota, Fungi, Ascomycota, Eurotiomycetes, Eurotiales, Aspergillaceae. The record is from RefSeq and is a predicted model, not a curated record. The coding region runs from base 1 to 522 and encodes 173 amino acids.
AUGGUCAUCGGCGCCGCAGGAACAGACUCGGCCAGCUCCAGUCGAGAGUACGGCCUCACUUUUGAGAUUGGGCCACCGGCAGCCGUCCGCCCCGGCGUCCCGUUUACCCUGCCGGUGGUGGUUGGGGUGCGACCCGUCGGCAGCGCCGCCGGCGCGGGCUCGGUCCAGCAACUAGUGAUGCACGCCUCUCUGCGUAACGACGCUGGGCCGGCGCCCGGGUUGACAGGGACGCUGACAUCGAGCGUGCGUAGUCGCAUUGGGAACACGACCAGCGGGUAUGCGCGGUUCAGUCCCCUGGUCAUCGCCGCCCCGGGACGGUACCGGUUGCGCGUGAUGCUGGGGGCAGCUUCGGCUGGCGGGGUGACCACGAGAGCGUAUGUCGAUUCAGGGAUUAUUCAAGUGCAUGCUGCGGCUGCGCCGUCGCAGCGUCCGACUCCCGCACAGGUCGUGACGCUCCAGAGUCUGAUUCCCGAGAAUAUAGACGUUACGGCGGGGGACAUUGCAGCGUGGCAGCGAGCGUGA